Messenger RNA from Fusarium poae, 441 nucleotides. RefSeq lists its product as uncharacterized. Lineage: Eukaryota; Fungi; Ascomycota; Sordariomycetes; Hypocreales; Nectriaceae. The record is from RefSeq and is a predicted model, not a curated record. Bases 1 to 441 code for a protein of 146 amino acids. The transcript has 3 exons.
AUGCAUUUCUCAACAGUCACCGCCGUUGUUCUUGGCGCUUUGUGUACUGGCACUCAGGCGUGGCAAAUUACCGCUUACAACAAUGUCAACAACUGCAAGGCCAACCGCGACUCUAGCUACCAGGUCAUCUCUGGAGCUAACAACAACGACGGCUGUAUGACAUUUGGUCAGGGCAUGGGUGGCGUCAACUGCCGUCAGUACUACAACGGCGGUAGCAGCAAUGGAGCUUGUACGGGUACUCCGAAUGUCCGUUCUCUCCUCCAGGAGGCUGGAAGAUGUGUUGUCUACGACCAGGCCAACUGCAAGGGUAGAUACCAAGACAGCGGUAAUCUCAGCGGCAGGUCAUGCGCCUCUCUUGAGCGGUACAACUGGGGUCCCAUCCGCUCCUUUUGGUGCACCGGUUACGUUACCAGAAACUGGGAUUUGACCCAGAUGAUAUAA